CGCGAUUUAGGAUUUAACCAAGUCUUUGCUGCGGGGCUGGCUGCAGUCUUCACCAGAGCCCGACGGCCCGAGAGCCUUUCAACAAUGCCAGUGUAGUUUCCACACCACUUUGGAGUCAAGACUGCUUCUUUUUUGCUAUAUAUAAAUCUAAAACAAAACCCCGCGCGUUCCUUCCCGAAGUAUGACUGGAGUAUUCGACCGGAGGAUCUCGAGUGUGAAACCUGCAGAUUUCCAGAGCUCCUUUCAACUCUCCACCAUGCAUCAUCCGUCUCAGGAAUCUCCUACUUUACCCGAGUCCACCGCCACGGAUUCUGGCUAUUACAGUCCGGCCGCUGGAGUCACUCACGGCUACUGCUCGCCCAGCUCCACCUCGUACGGGAAGCCGCUCAAUGCCUACCAGUACCAGUACCCAGGUGUAAAUGGAUCCGCUGGAAAUUACUCGACAAAAUCCUACACUGAUUACAGCUCGUACACGACCCCCGCCUACCACCAGUAUGCUGGGACUUACAGCAGAGUGCAAGCCCAGCCGAGUCCACAAGAAAAAGAGAUAAGCGAGCCUGAGGUGAGGAUGGUGAACGGCAAGCCGAAGAAAGUGCGGAAACCCCGGACGAUCUACUCUAGCUUCCAGCUGGCCGCACUGCAGAGGCGGUUUCAGAACACACAGUACCUGGCGCUGCCGGAGAGAGCCGAGCUGGCUGCCUCGUUGGGGCUCACGCAAACACAGGUCAAAAUCUGGUUCCAGAACAGGAGAUCAAAAUUGAAGAAGAUCAUGAAAAACGGCGAGCUUCCACCGGAGCACAGCCCCAGCUCCAGCGACCCCAUGGCGUGCAACUCUCCACAGUCCCCGGCCGUUUGGGACACACAGGGCCCCUCCAGGCCGCACAGCCUACAGCCACAAAACAUCAACACGACGGCUUCUAACUUUUUGGAAACCUCGGGGUCAUGGUACACCUCAGCCGGCAGCUCCAUGGCUUCCCACCUGCAGACCCCUAACUCGAUACAGCACUCGUUGGCUCUUGGAGCGGGGACGUUAUAUUGAAAAAACCCUGUUGUUCAUUUCAAAUCCCCUUUUUUUCCUUCUAUGGGACUCGUGUUCAAAUUUCAGAGGAAUAUGCAAUGUAUUUGAUGACAGUCAUAGAAGAAACGUGUAAAAUGUGUAAAUGUGUGCAUGUAAUUUAUUGCAUUUUGGAAGACUAUUAAACGUUUAAAUGGACAAUGGAACUUUGAAACCUCCGGCCUCACUGCAGUCUCUUGUUAUUUUAACCUUCAGUUAUUUACACGGAAAAUCACGACAAAGACUCACACACAUAAAUAAUGUUUGUGAGCCUCAGGUGACAUUUCCCCCACCAGGUUGUAAAUCACAGCUGCUCAGUAUUGAGAUGAACCUAGAAAAUGUCGUAGCUUUCAUUCGCCAUAACGCCCUCAAUCCCUAUUUAUUCUGUGAUUUUGAUUUUUGAUUAAAGACAUUACACAGACAAACUGUCUUGGAGAUGGGGAUGGAAAAUAUCUGUCUUUUUU
This is a messenger RNA of Morone saxatilis (striped sea-bass), 1518 nucleotides long. RefSeq names its product distal-less homeobox 5a (gene dlx5a). The transcript is spliced from 3 exons. The record is from RefSeq and is a predicted model, not a curated record. Gene Ontology annotation, biological process: regulation of transcription by RNA polymerase II; anatomical structure formation involved in morphogenesis; cell differentiation. The coding region runs from base 182 to 1039 and encodes 285 amino acids. Lineage: Eukaryota; Metazoa; Chordata; Actinopteri; Moronidae. Gene Ontology annotation, molecular function: RNA polymerase II cis-regulatory region sequence-specific DNA binding; DNA-binding transcription factor activity, RNA polymerase II-specific.